AUGAGUGUCGCCACGGCAGACGCCAACCGCGCGUUUCCCCUCCACGCUUUCUCCACGAAUCCGCUGCGCAACAGAGAUGAUGCUGUCAAGGCUGCGACGUCGUUACUCGAUCCGCUCUUGGCGGGCUUCUCGGACUAUAGUUCCAUGAUCAAAGUCGGCUCGACUGGAACUCGCUUUGAUGAAACUGCAGCGCAGGUCGAAGGCUUUGCGAGACCGCUGUGGGGUCUUGCGGCCUUGUUGGCUGGAGGUAGUGAAUAUGCUGCGACUGACAAGUUUGUUGAGGGCUUGGUGAACGGAACAGACCCUGAGAGUCCUGGAUUUUGGGGCUAUAUGGAGGAUAUCGAUCAGAGGAUGGUGGAGGCGUGCCCCAUUGGGUUCACGCUUGCUGUUGCAAACAAGCAAUUCUGGGACCCACUGACAGAGAAGCAGAAGAAGAAUGUCGAGACAUGGCUAGGCAGUAUGAACGGCAAAGAAAUGCCAAACACGAAUUGGCUAUGGUUCCGUGUCUUCGCCAACCUUGGACUUGCGAAGAACGGCGCAAACUGGAACAAGGACCUUGUCAAGUCAGACAUCAAACAACUCAACACUUUCUACCGUGGUGAUGGCUGGAGCAAUGAUGGACCAGAGCACUACCGUCAGAUGGACUACUACUCCGGUUCUUUCGCGAUUCAAUAUCUCCAGCUCCUCUACGCCAAGCUCGCCGCAGAUAUCGACCCCGAACAGGCCUCAGAAUACAAGGAACGCGCACGACUCUACGCCCAAGACUUCGUUCAUUACUUCGACCCUGAAGGUCGUGCAAUAACCUUUGGUCGCUCAUUGACCUAUCGCUUUGCCAUGGUCGCAUUCUGGGGAUCUCUAGCAUUCGCUGAUGUUGAGCUUCCCGCCCCCUUAUCCUGGGGUGUUGUGAAGGGAAUAUGGCUGCGCAACCUGCGCUGGUGGACGACACAACCCGACAUCUUCCAGUCCAACGGCAUGCUCACCCUCGGCUACUCAUACCCCAAUACCUAUCUUGCAGAGAACUACAACUCCCCUGGCUCGCCGUACUGGUGCAUGCUCGCCUUCGCUCCCCUGGCCGCCUCAAAAGACCACCCCUUCUGGCAGGCCAAAGAAGAGCCCCAUCCAUACGCUAAUGAGCGCAUCGCACGACCCCUAAAGCACCCACGCCAAAUCGUCGUGCGAAGUGGAGGCCACUCUUUCCUCCUUAGCAGCGGACAGUCGUGCCACUAUGCGAUCAAGAACUCCAACGCCAAGUACGGCAAAUUCGCAUACAGUUCCGCGUUUGCGUACUCCGUAUCCACGGGCUACCAAGAGCUAGAGCAGUUUGUUCCCGAGUCCUCGCUCGCAUUGUCCGACGACGGAGGCGAGCUGUGGAAAAUGCGCAGAGCGCACAAUGGCGACUCGAGCAUCGAGACGUUCGACGGACUGCCCGUGCUCGUGAGCAGUAUGAAGCCGUGGCCGGAUGUCGAGGUGCAGACCUUCCUGAUCCCCCCUACUGAGGAGACACCGAACUGGCAUGUGAGGGUCCACAAGAUUAUGACUGGCCGCGAUGUGUUGACUGCCGAGGGUGCUUUUGCGAUUCACGGUGCUAAGGCGUCUGAUGGACGGGUGUUCAGUGGAUUCGAUGAGUCGCUUCCUGAAGGCGGGAAGGAGGGCGAUCAGAGCGCCCUUGCUGCUUCACGUUCCGGAGCUGUGGGUAUUGCAGAGUUGUCAUCGGCGGGCAGGCUUGGACACAUCUUACAGGCAGAUGCGAACAGCAACCUCGUUGAGGCAAGAAGUGUAGUUCCGUUGCUGCGUAAUGAGCUAAAGGCAGGUUCGACUUCGUGGUUCGUUACUGCGGUGUUUGCGCUACCGAGCAGUGUUGAAGGAUGGAAGAAGAGCUGGAAAGAGGGAUGGGAUAAGAAGCCUACCCUGCCAAAGUGGGUACAGGAGGAGAUUGAUGAGAGCAAGUAG
Molecule: messenger RNA, 1950 nt
Organism: Ascochyta rabiei
Lineage: Eukaryota; Fungi; Ascomycota; Dothideomycetes; Pleosporales; Didymellaceae
Exons: 2
Coding region: 1-1950 (649 amino acids)
Source: RefSeq, a predicted model, not a curated record